AUGCUCAUCAACGAGGAUCUUCAGCUAGCCGAUCCCCAUUAUUUAAGGCCUGGACCAAUCGACAUCAUACUAGGGGCUGACAACUAUGGGCGGAUCAUCAUGGAUGAAGUUGUCAAGUCAGAGCAAUCGAGAGUAGUUGGCCAACGCAUAGUGUUCGGUUGGAUACUAUCCGGACCAAUCGAAUGCACAAAUUGUUCAAUAAAGGUAUCUCUAUCAGCUGUACGAGAAUCUUCGAAUGAACAACUUCUAGAGCUUCUCCAGAAAUUUUGGGUCCAGGAAGAACUGCCAAACGAGAGAUCAUUAACAUCAGAGCUUUCACCAAAUGAGUACGAGUGCGAGAUGCACUUUAGAGCAACUCAUAGCAGAGACAACACCGGGCGAUACAUCGUGAGACUGCCCUUCAAAACUUCAGCAGCAGCGCUCGGAGAAUCGAAAUUCAAAGCAGCACGUCAACUCAAAUCGAUCGUGAGUCGACUCAACACAGAUCAAGCAUACUCCCAGUUGUACAGAGAGUUCAUCAACGAGUACGCAGCACUGGGGCACAUGAGAAUAGCACCAGAGACUCCAGAACCCGUGCCAGCUUACUAUCUACCACAUCACGGGGUACUGAGAGAGGAGGCCAUCACAACGAAGCUGAGAGUCGUAUUCAAUGGCUCCAGCCCCAGUUCAUCAGGUAUGUCAAUUAACGAUAUACUGUAUUCUGGUGAAAAAUUACAGAACGAUGCAAUGGUUAUCCUGACUUGGAUGAGGAGGCACAGGCUCGUGUUUGGCACGGAUAUUGUCAAGAUGUUCCGCCAGAUACGAGUUCAGCAAGAUGACUGGGAUCUUCAGAGAAUCCUGUGGAUCGAUGAGACUCAACAACCAGUCACCAACCAGUUAACGACAGUCACCUAUGGACUAAAUUGUUCUCCAUGGUUGUCGUUACGUGUUCUUCAACAACUAGCAGAAGAUGAAGGGCACCGCUUCCCAGCAGCAGUAGAGACACUCACCAGAGGUCGUUACGUUGACGACAUUUACGGCGGUGCAGAAACAGAAGACGGUCUCAAGGAGAUCGCAACGCAACUACAAGGGCUUUGCCAUGCAGGAGGCUUCUCUCUACAGAAGUGGAGCAGCAAUUGUCCAGAGGCUCUGCAUGAGUUGGGCCUAUCAACUGACGAAGAAAUUAUCCAGUUCGAGGAGUCAGUCACCAAGGUACUUGGAUUGUGUUGGCAUCAAUCCACCGACACAUUCCGGUACAAAUCAAAGAAUUUCAAUACGACGUUAAUCAUCAAGAGAGUAGUCUCUUCAGAAAUAGCCCAGAUUUUUGAUCCACUGGGAUUUAUCGCACCAGUUGUCGUCCAGGGAAAGAUUCUCCUACAAGAUCUUUGGAGAUUGAAACUAAAAUGGGAUGAUCCUCUUCCAGAUGAGUAUGUUCAACGCUGGAAGACAUUCCGAGAGAAUCUCAACGACCUAGACAGAGUAACUGUACCUAGAUGGCUGAGAAUUUCAACAAAGACACUCAACAUCUAA
Molecule: messenger RNA, 1509 nt
Organism: Diachasma alloeum
Lineage: Eukaryota; Metazoa; Arthropoda; Insecta; Hymenoptera; Braconidae
Exons: 1
Coding region: 1-1509 (502 amino acids)
Source: RefSeq, a predicted model, not a curated record